AUUCAAGCCCUUCAAAUGAAUUUAAUAAUUUUCAUGAAUACUUCAUACAGGCUGAAUCAUCAAGUAAACAAUCCUGUGACUAUUUCCUUCAGACAUUCUCCAAUUAUUUAUUUAUUUGCUUCCUGACACACACCAAGUUACAAUUGUUACACACACCAUGUUACAAUUAUGUGAUCAUUCAACCCCAAUAUAAUUAAACGGCGCUUUCAGUUUUUUUUUUCAAACGAGUUCUAUUUGAUACCAAAUGGUAAAUAUUGUCGUUUUGUUGUGCUUUUAGCUUAUUUUUGAGACCAUUGAAUUGAGCAUCUUCUUUCUGCUGGAUAUCCCAAUUUUUACGUCAUCGUCCUUUUACUUUUGCUAGAGCGAUUGAACGCCAUUUUCAUAUCGAUAGUCACCCGCGCUCGGGAAUGAACAAACUCUGAUAUUUUCUUUGAAAUAAUAUUUAUUUAUUUCCUGAAACUACUCACAAGUUUGGUUCAUUUAUAGAUCGUAGAACGAGGGUUAAAAUAUUUCUCUUGUCUCUUAGUUUGUUUUUUGCCUCAAGAAAUUUUAUUUCUGACUUUAUGAAUAUAGCCUACACAUUCUACACAAUUCAAUAAAAUUAUAUAUGUUAAAUUUAUUGUACCUAUAUGGUGUAAUUACAGUUGAAAACCUUACAGGAGUGAUAGCAAAAAUUACUUUCGAAUCCACACAAUCUGCUAAAUUAUUGAUUUCUUCUCUUUCUGUGAAUAGUAAAACCGAUUUUAUUUGCUCGGCAUCCAUUGUGUUUAUUGCAAUUAUUUGGGAGAUUAGAAGUUAAUCGGCACCUUCGUUUUCAACAAAUCUCGGCCAUAAUUCCACAGCCGUUUUUUACCCCAGCGUCCAGCCGUUUAUUUUUCCAAUUUAUUAACAGUCCAUUUGAAGAUAAUACCAGAAAGCUGGAGAACUUUUGAACUAUCUUAAAUUUUAGAGCUCUAGAUUUGGAAAAUAUACGUUUACGCGCUUUCCGACUCAGAAAAAAUGAGGAAAUUUGAAAUUGAGAUGAAUUUUUCUUCGGUUCUGUUUACUUGCUGCUACUUGCACCUGGUUGUGUUUUCGAUGGUCUCAUUGGGCGUCCAGGAUGCUGGAGCCAGCAAAAAUGCAAAGGAUUUGAUGCGGAUGCUGUUUGAAGAGAACGGAUACAACCCAGCUAUCAGGCCAGUACUCGACAAUAACCAGACAGUUAUAGUGAAUGUGGACCUAGCCAUACAACAAAUCAUAAAUGUGGAUGUCAAGCAAGAGCAGAUAACAGUUCUUUACUGGCAGCGACUGCACUGGUUUGACAAGUAUCUAGUGUGGGAUCCAGAAGACUAUGGGGGCCUGAAAAAAAUCACCAUCAUGCCCAAACACAUCUGGCUGCCCGACAUAGUUGUAUACAACAAUGUGAUUCAGGUGAAGGUGGAGAAGGACGGGGUGAUCCCGGUGUCCAUCAAUGCCUCGGGAUAUGUCAAGUGGGACACACCCGUCAUAUACGUCACCACAUGCACCAUACACAUCAAGCACUUCCCCUAUGACGCCCAGGUGUGCACUUUGAAGUUCGGUUCAUGGAUAAAUACGGCAAACGAAAUUACCAUACAGAACCAUCGUGGACAACUCGACAUCGC
This is a messenger RNA of Symsagittifera roscoffensis, 1622 nucleotides long. RefSeq names its product neuronal acetylcholine receptor subunit beta-4-like. Gene Ontology annotation, molecular function: transmembrane signaling receptor activity; excitatory extracellular ligand-gated monoatomic ion channel activity; transmitter-gated monoatomic ion channel activity involved in regulation of postsynaptic membrane potential. Gene Ontology annotation, cellular component: synapse; plasma membrane; neuron projection. NCBI's taxonomy places the organism in Eukaryota, Metazoa, Xenacoelomorpha, Acoela, Convolutidae. The record is from RefSeq and is a predicted model, not a curated record. Gene Ontology annotation, biological process: chemical synaptic transmission; signal transduction; monoatomic ion transmembrane transport.